Molecule: messenger RNA, 6568 nt
Organism: Pangasianodon hypophthalmus (striped catfish)
Lineage: Eukaryota; Metazoa; Chordata; Actinopteri; Siluriformes; Pangasiidae
Gene: scarf2
Product: scavenger receptor class F, member 2
Exons: 11
Coding region: 482-3295 (937 amino acids)
Molecular function (GO): scavenger receptor activity
Source: RefSeq, a predicted model, not a curated record
ACACACACACACACACACUUGGCUAAAAGUCUGUGAGUUGCUGCUCUGACCAACAGCAAGCAGAGAGAAGAGAAGAGGAAGAGAGGAGGAAGAGAAGAAGACAGAAACUUUCUCCAGAUUAACCCACGCAGCUUUCUAACACUCCGCUUUUUAAAGAUGCGGACUGGUUGCUGGUUUUAUUUAACAUCUUUUGUCCGACAAAUGACGCAUUGGAGAAACUGAAAGUGGAUUUUACAGAAGGAUCUGCUGGAGAACACUGUUUUUUUUUCCUUGGAUUAUCAAAAUGCGCAUUUUCUUUCCUGAUGUCAGAAAGUCGGCCGACGUUUGGAGCGCAAGCGAGAGAAGAUCCUGUGCUGGAGUAAAAACUCUUCUGGAGUUUUGCGUCCAGAUCUAGUGCUCUCUCUCUCUCUCUCUCUCUCUCUCUCUCUCUUUUUCCGGAUCCCUGUUUUUGCACUUUUUUCACGUGUUUUUGCGUGAAGGCAUGCGGUGCGCACGGGGCGCGUGGAAGGAUGCUGCUGCUUCUGCUUGUACAAUGGAAAUGAAGAGCACUUCAGCAGCCGUGCUUUUGCUUUUGUUUGUGCUCUUUUGUCCUGCUUUCAGCCAAGAACUCAAUCCCAAGGGCCGGAACGUGUGCAGGGUACCAGGGUCUCCGGGGUUUGCGUGUUGCAGUGGAUGGGCACAACAAGGAGACGAGUGUUUGACACCUCUCUGCGAGGGCAAUUUCACUUGCAAGGAGAACGAAGUGUGUGUCCGACCAAACGAGUGCCGCUGCCGUCAUGGAUAUUUUGGAGCGAGCUGUGACACCAAGUGUCCUGCUCAAUUCUGGGGUCCCGACUGCAAAGGCAAAUGCACGUGUCACCCUAACGGCAAGUGUGAUGAUGUAACAGGCAAGUGCACAUGCCACCCAAAUCGCUGGGGCGAGAACUGCGAGAAACCAUGCCCAUGCCAGAAAGGCAAGUGUGACCAGGAGACCGGCAAGUGCACGUGCCAUGCUGGCUUUUGGGGUCCGCACUGCAGCAACAACUGCUACUGCAGCCUAAACUCAGUGUGUGACCAGAGCUCAGGCCGCUGCCUCUGCUCUCCGGGGUGGUAUGGGCGCAACUGCGGUGCCCAGUGUGCCUGCAACAACUCACCUUGUGAGCAGUUCACCGGCCGAUGCCAAUGCCGUGACCGUCUGUGGGGCCCAAACUGUGAACGCUACUGUCAGUGCGUGCACGGGAAAUGCAACCAGGCAGAUGGCUCUUGCACCUGCAAACCAGGCUACAGGGGCAAAUUUUGCAGGGAGCCGUGUCCUGCUGGGUUCUACGGGCAGAACUGCAGGAACAAAUGUGGUCACUGUAAGGGUCAGCAACCCUGUAAGGUCACAGAAGGACGCUGUGUUACCUGCGAGAAAGGCUGGAAUGGCACCAAAUGUGAUCAGAUGUGUGCACCAGGCUUUUUCGGAGAGAACUGCAAAGACGAGUGUCCACCAUGUAAAGAUGGCCAUUAUUGCAACCGCAUCGAUGGGAAGUGCUCCCACUGUAAUCCCGGCUGGAUCGGAGAUCGCUGUGAGGUUCGCUGUCCCAAUGGCACCUAUGGGGAGAACUGCGAGAAUGACUGCAGCCACUGCUUUAAUGGAGAAUGUCAUUUUGCUACAGGAGAGUGCCUCUGUGAUCCGGGCUUUUACGGGACUUUUUGCAAUCUGACCUGUGAGUCAGGCCAGUUUGGGGUAAACUGCGCACAAACAUGUCCUUGCCAUGAUAAAAGCUGUAACCCCGUGUCUGGAGCCUGCAAUCUAUAUCCUAACCAGCGGAUGGGUGUGAUCGCUGCAGGCACGCUGGUGUCCUUACUGCUGCUCAUCCUGCUCUUACUGCUCUGUUGCUGCUGCCUCUGUAGCAACAAAGACCGCAGUAGUUCAGACCGGGAAAAUUCAACCAGCAGUAAGAAGGCCAAGAGGAUCCUGUGUGGACGAUUUAGCCGAAUCAGCACAAAGCUUCCCAGAAUUCCCCUGCGCAGACAGAAACUCCCCAAAGUCGUCGUAUCUCGCCAUGACCCUGAGAACACCUUUGACUGCAGUUUCAUAGAGCCCCCAUCUGCCACCGAGCAUCAGACUCCAUCCUGGUCCUCCCAGGAGUCCUUCUCCUCUUUUGAGACAAGUGAAGAUGGCCCAGUUUACUGCGUACCCCAUGAAGAUACCAUAAAUGAGGGUAAUGCAAGACCCAGCCCCAAUGCCACUACAGAGAAUCUAGUGGCUGUGAAUGAGGAUGAUGCUGGAGAGUACACCUCUCUCAAAGACACAAGAGCGACAACAAAGCCUAUCAACGAUGGCAGUGAGCAGCCGCUGCUGAAGUCAGACAGUGAAGGCUCCACAAGUGGAUCGGAGUCAGCUAUGGGAGCUCUUUAUGCCCGAAUUGCUCGCCUCUCUAAGAAUUCCAAAGAGGAGGAGGACAGCACAGCUGAGACCAAAGCCAGUGACAAGGCCACAUCCCCUGAGAAGACCAAACCCCGGCCACCAGACCCCUCUACCAAACCAAAGGUGUCUUGGAUCCAUGGAACUUCUGGAGCCAACCAAACAGAGAAGGGCCAGGCACCUUCCCCACCAAAAGAGAAGAAAAGAACCACCACCGAAGGUUCUGGAAAGGGGGAAGAGAAGCAGCGAUCAAAGGAGAAGUCAAGCAAGAAAUGUGAUCAGAAGAAUCAAGAUGGCAAGGGUGAUGGGAAUGAUUCCGCAAGCAAAACCAAAGCCCGCAAAGCUUCAGACCCCAUUGAGCACAUCAAUGGAGCUGUCCAGAAUGCCUUAAAGAAAAUUGGAAACUUCCACUCAGAUAGGAAAGGUAGUGACACUACCAAAGAGCCACCUAAGAGUCCAAAGAUCAUGCAUCCUCAUAUAAACUCAGAGGCGGCCACUCUUCUCGCUGCCCAGCUGAAAGAGAAGACCCAGAGCCUGAAUCGCAAUGAAGGCCUUUCAGUUGGAAUCAAACCCAAUGGGGUGUCUACCCCCCAGGCCAACAGGGAGAAGCCCACGCCACCCCAGAAGGCCAAGCGAUCAGUGACUGGAGCCAACAAACCCCUUCUACCAACCUCCAAUAACCUUCAGAAGAUGAUCGCUCCUGUAACAGACUCCUCCAACCCUGAGCCUCAAAGCCCAGAAAUGCAGGCCAUAAAUGGGACCCAGAUAGGAGAUGCAGGAGAUGCCACACCAAAGAAAACACCCAUUAAAAAACCACCUAGAAAGAAAGGCAAGGAGACAACCUCAGAGACAGAACCUAAGACCACUCCAAAGAUGGCUAUUAUGCCACCUCAGAUUGUCAAAUAGACAUUUAAUUCAGAAAUAACUUGGCUGACCAUGCAGUGCCUGUCUGUAGUGAAUGAAGCCUUUGAUUUAAUACUUUCUUGUCUCAUGUUCAUGAUAAACAAACUGUUGGAUGGUUAUCAAAUGGAAUUGCUGCAUACUGGGUAUAUUGUUCUGCAAGAUGUUUUGUUUUUUUCAUAUCUUUUGAUGUCCAGGACUAGCUUGGAGAAGGAACAGUCACUGGUUAACACAUUGUGCCUUGAAAGGGACAGUUGUACUGCUUGUACAUUUUUGAACAAAUUCAGUUGUACAGUAGGUGAAAUUUUAUUUUAUGAAAUUUUAUACAUAGGCAGGUCUGCAUUUACCAAACUCCAUACCAAUCUUCAUAUUGAUCCAGGCUGUCUUUUCAUAGCUAUAUGCCUUAUGAAAAAAAAGCAUAUCCACAGUAUGAGCAAAGGUAGUUCUUUGCAUAUGUGAAUACAGUGGUACUAUCGUUAAUCACAGUGGUGUGACACGACUUCUUCCACACCUAUCAUAUCUGUAAGAGAUUCUGUCAUUCUGUAACAGUUCUAUGUUGAUGUCUAGAUAUUUCAUAUAUACACCAUAUUGAGACUAUAUUUCAAUAUGUAAUUAUAUCAGGUGAAACUUGUAAAACUUGACCAAAGACAGCAUAAAGAUACCAAAAACAUACGCGGAACAUCUUCUCUCAGCUAAAAAUUUAGAUUCCAUGUUGGAUUGAGGCAAACAUAGAUGUUCUAGCAAACAGUGGAGAGUACAUACAAUGCCUCUGGGAAGUUUAUGAGUGACAGAGGAACCAUUAAUACUUUAAUGCUGCUGUUAAAGAACAUAGACAGUAAUUUUAUUUGCUUCUCGUACCAGUCUCUUAUUAUUUGAAUUGCUUACACUUUCAGAGAUGUCUAGGGGAAUAAGCUAGACCCCCUAGGUCAGAUGUCUAGGUCAGACUAUUUGUGGUUUUUCAGUAGUAAAAGAAUUAACAGCGGCAUAGAGCACAAUGUGAGGUUUUUGUUGCCUCAGCUCCAGUCACAGCAUGUGGACAACAGACCACGGACUGGCGAGAGAUUGAUAGACGGUGUCCCGUUACAGUUAGGCAAACAAGUCUGGUGCUAUGUUAGUGGGCGAACUGCCAGAAAGAGGAUUAACAGCCAACAAACUCAGCUAGUGAUUAUUUUUAACUGUAAAGUUUUUGGUUGUGUGUGGCUGUUUUAUGUGGUCCACAUUUUUCCUCAUCUGAUUCCCAGGACUGUCAGGCUCUUUACCAAUAAGUGCAGCUUACUAUAUUUUAUGGAUGUAUAACACAUAGUGCAUUUACAAAUGGAUUUAAUCCUUUAUACACUUACAAAAAUGCACUUAUUGGAUGUGUAUAAAGCAGUGAACAGCAUUAUAUGCCAGUAUCUUUAUUGUUCAUAUACAGCAACUACAAAACAUAUGUUGGUUUCGAGUUCAGUUAUCAUUACUUGUUGAAGCAUUGUCUAUUCAGGGUCAAAACUGUACUGUUUUUAUUUAAUCAGUUAUUUUUUUACUUCUCAAACAAGAAACUUUUUCUCACAUAGUUAAAAAAUUUGAGCAAUAAAAUAAUAAUAAUUGAGUAGACAAAUUGAGUAAGUAUGUAAGAAAUGAAACACUUGGGGUGUGCUUUUGUAGGAAAAUAAUCAUUGAUGGUUUGGUAUGAUGCUGCCUGAUGCUGUUACUGUUACCACCCUGAAGUUGAUUAUUUUCCUAUAACAUCACGCCCCAACCUCUAUUAUUCCUCUUAUACUACAACAAAUGGAAACUUUAAAAAAUAAAUUAUUAAAGUAUGACAUAUCAUACUGUUUAUCCAUUUAUAGUUCCAUUUAAUGUUGUGGAACGUCCAUGAACAAGUGAGUUCCUGUUAACACUUUUGUUAUACCAGGUAUAAAUAUUCAUUCCCUCCUCCAUUUUCUUCUCUGUCUUGAAGUUAAUAAGACAAAAAAUGCAGCUUGUCACGUUACAGAGAAACCAGAAAGCACUCGUCCUGAAGACUUUGUCCAAAAAAAAAGCGCUGACACUGGAGACUCCUUUCCAAAAAUGCUAAAUAAGCAUCUCCUCACAGAAACAGUUACAGUUACAACAGUUACACCUGUUUUUUUUAUUUGGUUUAUGUGAGGCAUCCAUCAUUCAAAUCCCUGAGUGUGUUUUUAUUAUAGAAAGGAAAAUGUAUUAGAAUGAGCAUAUUAAUAUAAACCUGUGAUUUUCCAUGCUGUUAUAAAACAUUCAAACAUUCACAUUAACAUUUGAGCAAAAUAUGGCAUCAAUAAUAAUAAUAAUAAUAAUAAUAAUAAUAAUAAUAAUAGAAUCACUGGUGUGCGUUUUUUAUAACUGAUUAAAUAAAACAGUUUCUUCAGUUUAGCUAAAUAAAACGAUUGAAGCUUUUCUUAUCAAACCUGAAAAAAAAGCAGUUACAUUAUAGAAUAAUUUAAAUAUUUCAUAUCUUUAAGCCUUAAAGCACUUGUAGGUUAUUCUCGGAUCAGACUGGGAAUAAACUGAUCUAAGAGAUGACAGUGGCAGAAAGAUGCAUUUUAAAAACUGGACAGUUUUGGAGUUUUAUAUAUAAAUGUCUAGGCAUUGGUGGUCGCGUUGGAUGUGUAAUGUAAGCGAGCAAUAUUAUUGAAAUUUGAUGUACAGUAAGAAUUUUUUUUAUUACCGUCAAUCUUUCUAUUAAAUGGUACCACAAAUUUCCCUUUUUAUAAUGGUUAUUUUUCUACAUUGCAAGGUAUUUUGUAAUAAUAUUGUUAUCUAUGUUUGUAAGCUGUGCUUAUAUAACGUAUAUAAUAUUUUGCUCUUUCUUUUUGUUUUGUGUCAAAUGAACUGGCUUUCAAAUUUGAUACUUUUUUAAUCCCUCCUGCUUUUUACAUUCAAGCAUCAGGUACAAACCUAUACAUAUGAACACUUUACUUACAAUGUGUUGUUUCAUCAUGUUUCUCUGUGGAUGUUAUUGUUUUAAACGGUAAAUCAUAUGAUACAGAGGUCAGCGAGAGAUCAACUUCAUCUACGCUUAAAACCGAGGUCCAGUGAUUGAUGACAAAGAACACAUUUUUAUGUUUUUGCACAGACCCUGAAACUGUUCCAGCUGCAGUAAUAACCCUGAGAUGCGUGUCAGAACUGUUUCGCGUUCUGAACGAGGCCUGCACUGAAGCAUGGCCCUGAAUCGGUCUGGAUCUCUCACUUCACUUCUGUUUGUUUUCAUGUUGUUAACGUGUGGUUGUUCAGUUACCUUGUGUUGAAAUAAAAAUGAAACCUGUAGCUCCUGAACCUGAA